Messenger RNA from Loxodonta africana (African savanna elephant), 3791 nucleotides. It is a transcript of the gene RBM18, whose product is annotated as RNA binding motif protein 18. Bases 131 to 703 code for a protein of 190 amino acids. Gene Ontology annotation, molecular function: RNA binding. The record is from RefSeq and is a predicted model, not a curated record. NCBI's taxonomy places the organism in Eukaryota, Metazoa, Chordata, Mammalia, Proboscidea, Elephantidae. The transcript is spliced from 6 exons.
GUGGCCUGGCAGCGGGCGGCGUUGAGGCGGACGUAACUACAGAGGGCUGUUGAGCAGUGGAGUCGGGACCUGCUCUUGGGGCAUGAGCCGAGGGGACAACGCCGAGGCCACGAGUAUUUCAUAGAGAUUGAUGGAAGCAGAAACCAAAACUCUUCCCCUGGAGAAUGCAUCCAUCCUUUCAGAGGGCUCCCUACAGGAAGGGCACCGGUUAUGGAUUGGCAACCUGGACCCCAAAAUCACGGAAUACCACCUCCUCAAGCUACUCCAGAAAUUUGGCAAAGUAAAGCAGUUUGACUUCCUCUUCCACAAGUCAGGUGCUUUGGAGGGACAACCUCGGGGUUACUGUUUUGUUAACUUUGAAACUAAGCAGGAAGCAGAGCAAGCCAUCCAGUGUCUCAAUGGCAAGCUGGCUCUAUCUAAGAAGCUGGUGGUGCGGUGGGCUCACGCUCAAGUAAAGAGAUACGAUCAUAACAAAAAUGAUAAGAUCCUUCCAAUCAGCCUUGAGCCAUCCUCAAGCACUGAACCCACUCAGUCUAACCUAAGCGUCACUGCAAAGAUAAAAGCCAUUGAAGCAAAACUGAAAAUGAUGGCAGAAAAUCCUGAUGCAGAAUAUCCAGCAGCACCCGUUUAUUCCUACUUUAAGCCAUCAGAUAAAAAAAGGACUACUCCUUACUCUAGAACAGCUUGGAAAUCUCGAAGAUGAUGGUUGUGAAUUUCUGUAGCAGCAAAAGCAAAUUGGUCUCCACACCUGAACUCCUCUGCCUUUGUACUUUGUAGGUGUGAAUGGUGUAUCCAACAGAGCACAAUCACAUGUUAGAGUUUGGUAACAUGACAUUUUUGGAUUUUCUUAUGGAUGUUUCUUCCUUGAAGUAUGUGUGGAAUUGAGCAUCAUCCAGAAUAAAUAGGAUUGUAUCCAAAAUUGUGAUUUGAACACUGGGAUGCUCUAGUUGGCUGGUUUGUUUGGCUUUGUAACUUCAGAAACAUUAUGAAGUAUGCCAGAGAGAAAAGAAAACAUAGAAAAUGUUAUUAUUUAAAUCAGGAAACGAAAUUUACUAAUGUCUUUCUUAAAAAAAGGAAAAUAGGUCAUUUUCCUGUACUCUAGUGUCUUUAGAACAUAAAGGAAAAGAGACAGGGAGGGAAGUGAGAGACAGUUUUUAAAUCAUGUUCUGAACUGUUGUUCCAGGAUUUACGAUGGAAAUCCCUCCAAAAAAGAGAAAGUUCUUGGCAAGAGGGAGUUGGUUCUUUGAGCAAAUGUGGUAAUCCGUUUUAGGAAUCAUGCUUAUCGUUUCAAAAUCCCAAUUAGGAAAAUAUGGUGUAUAUCUUGAAAUUGUUGGGUCAACAAAACUGUAAAAUCAAAUUUAGCAUUUUAUACCGCAACAGAAGUUCCAUUUGGAAACCCAGCUUUUAUUCUAUAGUAAUCUUUUUUUUUUUAAUCUAAAUAAUCCUGCCUUCUAUAAUACCAAAUGUUAUUAAUGUAGGACUUUUAAAAUUGCACUUAUUGCAUGAGAUUGUUUUUAUAGCAUGAGAAUGUUAUAUUUGGAAUUGUAUCAUGGUCAAUCUAAAUAGAAAACGCAAGAUUUCUUUGAAAACGUAAAAGUUGCUAUAUUGAUAGCUAUCAAACAUAUUAUUUCCUAAUACAUGUGCAGGGGUCUGAGGUUGUACUGUUUUGGGAGGGUGGGUGUUGGGGCACAUGCAGGAGACACAGAGAGUCAAUGGAGCCGGCACUACUCAAGCACCGAGAUUUUAAUGAACCUGGAGUUUAUGUCCUUUUAAAGGCUUUAAAGAUUGCAUGACUUUGAAAUGAUCAUUCAUUCGUAGAACAUAGAUAUUUUUUGCCACAUUGAACAUUCUAAAUAUGACAAUAUGGAGAGAUAAAUUAAUCAACAGAUUUUGAGACAUUCUUCAGUCAGCACCGUUUUGGUCCUUUUGGUGCCAAGUUUGACAGACUGUUGCGUUGGACAGCACCAUUGUCCUUUCCCAGGUAAAUCACUGUUACUUCUACUGCCAUUCUGGUGAUUACAGACUGUUUACUACUACAGUUCCUAGCAAGAGGAAGCUUUCGUAAUGGGAACUUAAGUCUUCCUAUGAGCAUAAAUUAAUUUAAGACACUUGAACAAAAAUUUCAGUAUAUUGAAGUUUCAGAAUUCAUAGAACUGGCUCAGAGAAAUUCUUAUCACUUUUCCCAAGAUACCUUUAAAUAUCAAACACUUUCUGCAUUUACUAGCUCUAUCUAUAAUGUAAGUAACUCUUCUUCCAUUUGGGGAAUAGUUCAGGGAGAUGGGAGUACUAUCUCCCAUUUUUCUGGUGACUUCUUGGAGUAUAGAAUUCACCAUUUUAUCCUUAAGUCCUCAAGGGUUAUGGUGGAGUAGGAUUUACUUAAUGCAAAAUAGUCUUCUAUUUUUAAUAGGAAUUUAGGAAAAAAAAAAAAACUUCGAAUUACAUAGAGUUGUUUCCUUUAGAAACCAGAUCUAUUUAUUUGUAUUUAAAGCAAUGUUUAUUAUUUGUACCAAUUCUUAUUCCUGUGUGUGAAUAAAUGCAACACAGUGUCUGUGUGAUUGUGUCUUCUCUCUUCCAUUUACUGAAAUAAAGACUACAGAUCUCUGAUAGACUUGUUCCCACUUAGGACUGGGGCUGGUGUGUCCUGGCAGGGUGCUGCUUCUAGAUUCGAUACUCUGCAGAGGUCUUUGCCUAGAGUCAGCCUCAGGGGUUAGUCGUAAUUCUUUCCACCCAUUAUGCCUGCCUACUUUGUUAGAUGAAGAGACGAGCUCUUCUCAUUGCAAAUGUAACUAUUUAAGAAGUUAUUAAUGGAAGUCCCUGUGUUGAUUCUCUCAAAGUAAAGGUUUCAAAAGAAUAAAUGUGUGUGUCAUAAAUAAUUGCUAAAAAGCAGCCUGGUGAAACGUUUGUAAAAUGCAAGUGUUGGUGGAUUCAUUGUUAUGAGGUUAUCUGUACUUUGAGUAAAUUUUUCUUUGGUUUGCAUAAAAUUAUGUCACUUAUAAUUCUGAUGCAUGCAAGGGUGGAAAAUAACAGGCGAGAGGAUGAACUAUCUUCUUAAUCUCAGCUCCUGUUUUAUCAAAUGCAAAUUGUAACCCUAACCAGUUGAUUUUUGUAAUUGGUAUCUAAGUAUUGGGGAAGAGGAUAACACAAGGAAAGAUUUUUCAAAACAUGUCAAAAAUCAGCAGCAAAAGUUUUAUGAAACCAAGUAUUCUAGAGCCCUGUCUCUUAUUAAGGCAUGUACAAUUAAUGUCCAAAUUGGCAAAUAUUUGUGAUUUUUAUAUUACUGUGAAAGAACAAUUAAUUCUUGCCUUACAUAUUAAAUGUUACACAUUUCCUGGGUAUAAUCAUUAUGUUUCUAAAAUGUGAUUUGUUUCCAUUAUAUUCAUCCUUCAUUGCUCUCUCUCUCCCCCAUUCCUAUCCAGUUCUUUCCCAAAUCCUCUCAACUCCGCCCUCAAAAUACAUCGUGAAUCCAACUGCUUCUCAUUACUGCCAACACUACCAUUUUGGUCAAGUUACCAUCAUCUCUUGCCAGACUAUUGCAAUACUUUCCUAAUUACCUCCCUGUCCCCACUAUUGACUCCUUAUAGUCAAUUUUUGACACAGUAGCUGAAGUGAUCCUUCUAAAAUCUAAGCAUGUCAUUCCCUUAUCAAUGGUUUUCCGUCAUACCUAGAAUAAAAUCCAAAGACCUGUAAGCCCCCAAAUGACCUAGCCCCUGACUAUGACUGUGUAGCUUACAGUUUUCCCUUUCGCUCACUGCAUUCCAGCCACACAGACCUCUUAUUUUUCUUUGAAUACA